Hymenoscyphus albidus is the source of this 1538-nucleotide messenger RNA. NCBI's taxonomy places the organism in Eukaryota, Fungi, Ascomycota, Leotiomycetes, Helotiales, Helotiaceae. The record is from the annotation of a GenBank genome assembly.
AUGGCAUACCAACUUGCCCAUACCAGUGGCCCAAUGGCCAGGGAGAUACAGGGAAGUUCCUUCAGGGAAUUGAAAAUUGUGCAAAAUGGCGAAGUAAAUAUGGAGGGGUAUAUCGUUUAUGGUCUGGUAUGAAUCAGGAAAUGUGAGCCACUCCCGGUCGAUUUCUGACACGACAUUAAUGACCAUUUUACUUUCUUUUUGAAAUCAUGUUAUCUUUAGUAACUAAUAUUUCUUUGAACCGUAGUGUUAUCAGCCGCCCUGAAGAUAUCAAAAUUGUUUUCUGGGAUUCUAGCCGUCAUAAAAAGGCAGUAGCGAACGAUUCUGGCUUUCUGAUGCUUCAGCUUCUGGGUGACUGUUUAGGGCUUAUAAGCAAGCAAGAAUGGAGUGGAUUGCAAAAAGUUGUUGAGCCCUCCUUUCGUGCCUCGACGAGUAAUUCAUACCUACCGUUCAAUAGGCAGUCCACUAAACAAUUUCUGGAAACCCUGUUACCCCAGGGUCACGACAAACCAUCGCAAUAUGCUCUGAACCCACUCGAGGAUCUGAAGAUGCUGCCAUUCCGCAUUGUAACAAAUAUCAUAUAUAGAAAAUUGGAUAAGGAGAUCUCAAGACUGGAAAGUCUGAUUCCUCUGCGCGAGAGCCUAUGGAAUCAUAUGAUUGCUGGAGGUGUGAUACGAUAUCGAUGGAGCAGAUAUUUACCUUUGGAAACCAACAAAAAGCUUCGCGCCUGGAAAGAGCAAUGGGAGUCAUUCAAUAACCAUGCUGCUUCCAAAGCAAGAUAUCUGUACGAAAAAUCGAAUGGCGAAACUCAGAAGCCUACCAUUCUAGACUUGUACAGCGCUAUAGAGAAGCGUCAGAUCUCUUUCCCACAAGCGUUGCAGACAAUUGAUGAGAUGCUGUUUGCAAACCUCGACGUCACAAUGGGUGGAAUAUCUUGGAAUUUAGUUUUUCUAGCUGAGAAUGGUGCUGCGCAGGACAAGCUCAAGGCAGAAAUUGAUUCUCUGCAGAAUGUCCAUAGAGGAACAUUCAGAAGUGUACCCGAGGAUUGGAUACCCGACGCAUACAACAUCUCUUCGAAAACAUUUCUCCAUGCUUGCAUCCUCGAAUCAGCGCGUCUCCGACCGUUAGCCGCGUUCUCUGUUCCUCAGUCGGCGCCAACUUCACGAAUCGUUGUCAGAGGCGAAGGGAGCUGCGGCUACUUGAUACCGCCGAAUACCAACUUCGUUAUCGACUCGCAUGCUCUGAAUAUACACAACCAUUACUGGGGCUCAAGCAGAGAAGAGAGGGAGACGUAUUGCCCCGAGAGAUUUCUCCAACAAAAAGGGACCGAAUUGCGGUACAACUACUGGAGGUUCGGGUUUGGACCACGCCAGUGCCUCGGGAAGCACGUCGCAGAUCUGAUCAUAAAGCAGGCAUUGAUACAGCUACUAAGUAAUUAUAAAAUUCUUCGGCAGAUUCUGGGGAGUAAAUUGGAGGUUAAUCUGGAUAGUGGUAGCUGGAUAACGCACCCUGACGUCUUGCUUCGCUUGGAGAAGAAAUGA